AGCUGACUCAGUCGAAUCGGUGGUGUCGAAUCUGCCGGAUGCUCCAGAAGUCACACUGUCGGGCAGGAGCUACCCCGUGGGCCCCGUGGAGUUUGUGUUACAUCGUUCGAAGGGUUCGGCCCUCCCCCUGCGUUGCCGUUGCUGGUGAAUACCGGAAGGGGGCUUACCUGUCCAGUUGAUGCUGUUAUUGCUGUCUGUGACAUCUGACUGGUCUGUGUUUAGUCUUCCCUCGUUUUGUUGUUGUUGGAGUGCUUCAAUCCUGUCAAAACCAUCAUCAAGCGGCGUUACCAUCGCAACCAGCCAAGUGUGGUCCAGUGGUGUGGUGAACAGUAUCGCGCUGUGCAGUGGCAGUGUAUGCUGGCUGUUGUGUAGGAAGCAAACAAAGAAAAAACCUUCCUUCCUUCCUAACGACCGAAUCAGUUACAACCUGGUGGCAAAAAGCCCAAAACCCUGGUGCCGGAACCGAGUGACCUAAACGCGGUGAACCGGAGCGAGUGUUCGCGUGCGUGUGUGUGUGUACCUUCGCAAACAUCCAAGCUUUCUCGGUGCAGAUUCACGGCCACGGUGGUGCGCUCUGGAGCGGUUGCUUUCUUCUGUUGCUUGUUUUUUCCCUCCCCUUCAGCGUGUUGCUGUCUGCUACACAGUCAGUCCGCGCGAAUCUGUUCCUGUUUGCGCAGUCAGCGUUACAGGUGAAGCAAGUGCCGAAAAAAAACAACAACUCUUUCUUGUGCCGGUGGCAGAAGACUGCACUGGCCACUGGCGGGGUGAUGCAGUGCAGUUUGGUGAGUUCUACGCCGACUGCAGACCAGAACGGAUCGGAGGCAUCUGAAGCAGAACGGAAGCGAGGCGGUGUAACACGCGUCACUGACCCGGUGGUGGUGGUGCGUGCGUGUGCGGGAGCGCGUAUUACGUGAUCUUCCGUGGGGUUCGUGUCUUGCGUCCAAAAAUUGGCGCAAAGUGGUUGAGUAAAAAAAACGAGCCAACGAGAGAAGCAAAAACGUGGAAGUGCAUUCCAAACCGGUGCACUAGAAAGGCGGAACGAAAAGGGCUACCUCUCACUUGUGUGUGUGUGUGGGAUGAGUGCACUUUAGUACUGGCCCGGUGCUGCUACUGCUGCUGCUGCCAUCAUCUUUCGUUCGUGUGGAAGUGUGGAGGAUAGCAAAACAAAAACAUCCCGACCGGGGCCGAGUUUCUCACCCUUUUUGCAGUGUGAAGGUGGAGGAAAGGUGAAUUAAAAUUAUGUUUUUGAUAAGCCAUUUUGCGGCCGCACCACUAUGUUGUGACUUUCACCACUUCCCAUCAGCCGGUCGGUGUGUGGGAUGCUCGUUAAAGGGCUCUUGUUGAUGUUGUGAGGCGAAGUGGUAAAGAAUGAGGUAGUGUAAUCGGUUUAAAGUGAAGUGUAAGAAGUGUACACGUGAGCGUGUGUGUUUGUGUUUUAUAGCCAAAAACAGAAGCAAAAGCGAAUGAAAGCUUGCUGACUGAGGGAGUGAUUGCGAGAAAGUUUGUGCUAAACAACAACGUGCUUGCGGAGCUGACAGCGACGGGCGGGCGUAAAAGGGGAAGCAUCUUCAGACACCUGUAAAUGCUCAUUGAUGUGCGGAAAGCCGCUCGAACAUGGAACAGAAUCGCUCAACCGAUAAGCUACAGAUGGAAAUACUCAAGCGAACCGUCUGCCGGCUCAAACCGUCGGCCCACCGGUGCUCAACUGGCGGAUCUCAUUCCUUCACGCAGCUAGUGCUCUGCCUCAUCCUAAGCGCCACCCUGGUCAGCUGCAACCGUGCGCCAGUGUUUCUGAUCGACGAUCAUGCGGAAAUUGUUAUACGAUUGAGGGAGUUCCCCGAGACGCCCGUGGGGACGCUGAUCUACCGGCUGCGUGGGUACGAUGCGGAUGGCGAUCCGCUUACCUUUGGCGUGCAGAAGAGUGCCGACAGCCACAUCAUAAGACUGAAACAGAACACUUCCAGCGAAGCGUUCGUCUACCUCAACCACGAGCUCGACCGGGAGGCACGCGAAGAGUACACGCUCAUCCUCACGCUCACCGAUGGGCGGCUCGGUGAGGGUAACUUCGUGACGCAGAGCUUCCUGCUGCUGGUGGAAGAUAUCAACGAUAAUGAGCCGAUCUUUAAACCGUUCGCCUCUGUGCUGGAGGUGGCGGAGGACAGUCCGCCAGGGAUUUUGACCACGCUGGAGGCCGUCGAUAAGGACGAGGGUGCGUACGGGCAGGUCGUGUACUACAUCCAAGGAUUGAGCGAGGAGAACAACGUGUUUUCGAUCUCGACUUCCAAUGGGAAGGGUGUGGUACGGCUGGCCCGAGCGCUGGAUUACGAGCGGCAACAUUUCUAUCACAUCAAUGUGCUGGCAGUGGAUCGGGCGAUACAGGGGAGGAUCAACACUGGAACUGCAGCACUGCUCGUGAGAGUGAAGGACGUGGAGGACCAGCCGCCCGAGUUUCUGGUAACGCAACCGGUGGUACGAAUAUCCGAGGAUGCUCCAAUUGAAACGGAAGUGAUGCGAGUCAAAGCUGUGGAUGGUGAUCGAGGAAUUAACAAUCGAAUUAUUUACGGGAUUUCAAACAACGGCAGUGAGCUGUUUGAGAUUGAUCGGUUGAAGGGUUCACUGCGAACGAAACAGAAGCUCGACAGAGAGGACUCCAAGAAUCCCAUCAACGGUGCUUUCAUACUGGAAGUGGUUGCGAUUGAAGAGAGCAAGCUACAGCCUGCGCCUUCCUCAACAAUGGAGAUCACCGUGAUCGUGACGGAUGUGAACGACGAAAUACCACGCUUCCGAAGCGACGGCUAUGAGUGUGAGAUUGGCGAGAACGCACAGGAGAACACGCUGGCCCGGUUCAUCGACGGCAGCAUCAACGAGGUGUUUGAUUACGAUCAGGGUAAAAACGGCACGUUUCGACUGUCGCUCCAGCCACCGAGUGACAUCUUCGAGGUGAUUCCAAAGCGAGCGAUCAACGAGGCCACAUUCGGGUUGCGUGUGAAGGAUCCGUCCAUGCUCGAUUACGAGCGGGUUCGGGAGCUGUCCCUCACAGUGGUGGCGAGUGAGGUUGAGUCCGCUGGUCGUACCAGUACCGCCCAGAUACGGGUGGUCGUGCUGGAUCAGAACGAUAACUUUCCCGAGUUUUCACAGCCCGUCUACGAAGUUGAUGUACCGGAGAAUGUGACAGCCGGUACGGUGUUGGUGCAGCUACAAGCAACGGAUAGUGAUUCGGGCCUGUUCGGCACGGAGGGUGUACGGUACACGAACCUGACUGGUAGUAUCUCGAGCUUUCUCCAUCUGGAUCCACACGCUGGCACGGUGACGCUUAUGGCAUCGGAGAGUCCCGUGUUUGAUCGUGAAAUCAUCCAAAAGCACUACCUCUCGGUGGAGGCCCGUGAUAAUGGCGGUCGGGGCAAUCGGAACACGGUGCCACUGAUACUGAACGUGCUCGAUGUGAACGACAAUGCCCCAGUGUUUGUGCAGAAGCGGUACGAGGUGAGACUGAAGGAGAAUGCGUUUGAGUUUGAGUCCCCGAUCGUGGUGGAAGCGCGCGAUAGCGACCUAGAAGGCUCGCCGAACAGUGCGGUAGAGUAUCGGUUGAUUGGUGCUCACCAUUCCGACUACUUCCAUGUGGAUAGGCGCACGGGAAGACUCUCAGUGCGUGAAGCAGUUGACUUUGAACGGUUGGAAAGUGGUGGCGGUAGUGGUGACACGCGAAUCAUUGCACUUACCAUUGAGGCGGCGGAUGGUGGGGAGCCACCGCUGACUGCCCAGGUCGAGGUGACGGUGUACGUGCAGGACGUGAACGAUUAUGCGCCCGUUUUUCUGGAGUCACAGUACGCGAUCGUCAUACCGGAGGACACGCCGAGCGGGUUGCCCGUGCUGCGCGUGACCGCGAUGGAUGGGGAUGGUUCUUUUCCCAACAACCACGUCACGUACCGGAUACAGCAGGGUGGUGAUGGUAGGUUCGUAAUAGGAGCUAGUACAGGCGAGAUAUCGAUCACGCACGGUGCCUCGCUGGAUCCGAAUCUGCUCGCGCCCGAUGCGCUGGGUUCGGGGUCAACGUACGUGCUGGAGGUGUUCGCUACCGAUGGUGGCAAUGGAGAUCAGCAGCUGCAAGGAUCCUGUCUGGUGAACGUAACGAUCACUGAUGUUAACAAUAAGCCACCGUACUUUGUCGGCCCUACGGCGGUGGCUGUGCGUGAGAAUACGCCCGUCGGCACCGAAGUGUACCGGCUGAUGGCCACCGAUCCGGACGAGGGUGCCAUGCUGCGGUACUACAUCGAUCGAAGCCUAUCGGAGGGCAAGACUGAGGAGGGUGCACUGGUGAAGCUGGACGAUUAUGACUUUGCGGCGGCCUUCAUACUGAACGAAACGAAUGGACUGCUCAAGAUAGCAAAGCUGCUGGAUCGCGAGAAGAUUGCCGAAAUCAAGCUGGCCUGCGUGGUGGAGGACGUAGCGGCCGAGCGGGGAGACCAGAUGGCAAACACCUUCCUCAAGAUCACCGUGCUCGACGAGAACGACAACAAUCCCAAGUUCCGCAAACCGUUCUACAAACACUCCAUUGCGGAAAACAGUCAGUACGGUGUGGCGGUAUGUACGGUGGUGGCCGAAGAUGCCGAUCAGAACAAAACGGUCAAGUACAGCUUGGAAGGGGAGAAGGGUGUGCUGGAGUUGCUGCACGUUGAUGACGAGACGGGGGAGAUUGUGGUGCGCAAUCGGAUCGAUCAUGAGGAGUACAGUUGGUUGAACUUCUCGGUACGGGCGGCUGAUACGGGCACGCCGCCGAGAGCGUCCUUUGUGGAGGUGUUCGUACAGGUGCUGGAUGAGAACGACAACAAUCCUUACUUUGUGGACAGUGUGAACGAUUACUACGUGUCGGAGAAUGCAAGCGUGGGAGCGGAGAUUGCGAUCAUACUGGCGAAGGAUCUAGAUUCUGGGGAUUUCGGACGCAUCACGUACAUACUGGAUCGUGUUAGCUCGAAGGAAAAGUUUAGCAUUGAUCCGGAGAAAGGAAUACUACGAGUAGCGGGAGCAUUGGAUCGGGAAGAGACAGCUGAGUAUAUGUUGGCGGUAGAGGCAUGGGAUAACUAUCCUUACGGCUAUCUCAAUGGGGAAAGUCGCAAUGCUUUUAAGCACAUACUGAUACACGUGCUGGACGACAAUGACAACGUUCCCGUGAUCCAGAAACCUUCCGGGUGUAGUAUGAUCACCGAGUACCACAACAUCAACGAUCCGAUCGUGAAGCUGCGGGCAACCGAUGCGGACGACCCAACCAAUGGAAACGGUCAACUGAGCUUCGACAUCGUGGACCCCUCGGGGAUAUUCUACAUCCAGCAGGUGUCGGCCCAGUACGCAGAAAUAUAUUCCCGUGGUCCGCUGAAGAAUCUGCACGGCAACUACACGCUGGAGCUGAUAGUGAGCGAUCUUGGCGGCGUACCGAACACGGCCCGAGAGUCGGUGGACAUCUGUGUGACGGAUUUCAACGACCAUGCGCCAGUGUUUGUGGUCCCCAGUGGAAAUACAACCGUGAAGGUGUUUGAGAACACAACGCUCGGUAAGCCGUUCUUUCAAGUGCACGCGUACGAUGAAGAUGUCGGCGAAAAUGCGAUUGUACGCUACCGACUGAAGAUGGACACGAUGGGCAACUUUCGCAAGUUUUCCCUCGACAAGGAGACGGGCGAGCUUAGCCUCGCUGCGCCUCUCGAUCGCGAGCAGCAGAUGAUGUACGAUCUGCGCAUCGAAGCGUACGAUCAGGGCAUACCGACGCCGCUCAGCAGUACGGUCGAUCUGAUCGUGUACGUGCGGGACGUCAACGACAAUCUACCUCAGUUUUUGCUCAAGGAAAUCAGUCUUAACUUUACGGAGCACAUGACACCGGGCACGGAACGAAUACGCCUGCCCGACACGGUCGACCAGGACUAUCUGGACCCGCUGGACGGUCCGGCGGCGAGUGUGGUUUGCUACUACAUCGUGCACGGCAACGAGGAUGGACACUUUGGACUGGAUCCAGUGUCACACGAUCUAACGGUGGAGAAAGAGCUCGAUCGGGAGAAAAAAUCUCUGUACAAGCUGCACAUUAAGGCGACGGAGGAGUGCACCAACGCGAAUCUAUCGUUGGACACGACCGGUCACUCGGGCAAUCUCCUAAAGGCUACUGUGUACAUAAACGACAUCAACGACAACUCGCCUGUGUUUGAGUCGAAAAUAUUCACCGGCGGUAUCUCAACGUCGUCGCUGUUCGGUGCCACAAUUCUUCAGCUGCAGGCCACGGACGAAGACGAUGGAUUGAACGGAUUGGUUCGGUACUAUCGGCACGGCGAGGUGCGGAAAACGCUUGCCGAGGGGUUGGACGAUUUGCGCAGCGAUCCGUUCCUGGUCGAGGUGGACACGGGCAAAGUGUUGCUGAACUUUUUCCCCCAGAAGUCGAUGCGCGGCUACUUUGACUUUUCCGUGCUGGCGAACGAUUCGUACGGCUGCCACGAUCGGGCGCACGUGUUCAUCUAUCUGAUUCGGGAGGAUCAGCGGGUAAAGUUUAUACUGCGCCAACGGCCGUCUGAGAUUCGUCACAACAUUCAAAGUUUUCGCGAGAUCUUGAGCAAUGUCAGUGGAUGCAUCGUGAACAUUGACGAUAUACGGGUGCACGAGAAUCCGGACGGUUCGGUUGAUAGGACCAAGAGCGACAUGUUUAUGCAUCUGGUUGAUCAGAAGAACAACUCCGUGCUGGAGGUACACCAGGUGCUGCAGUUGCUGGAUACGCACGUGGAGAAGCUUGAUCGACUGUUUAAGGAAUUCAAUGUUCUAGACACUCAAGCGUCGGAGCUGGUCCAAACGGCAGAGAUGGACGAGCUGUCCGUCAACAUAAUAUGGCUGUUUGUGACCAACAUUUUGCUCGGCGCGCUGCUGAUCGUUGUAAUAGGACUGUCGAUCUCACAGCGUUUAUCCUACCGCAGACAGCUACGGGCAGCGAAGAUAGCUGCCUUUGGCUCCACCGGUCCUAGUCGCAUGUAUCAGGAAGUGCUCGGCGCCGUACCGAACACGAACAAACACAGCAUGAAGGGCAGCAACCCGAUCUGGAUCGGCAGCGGCACACCGGAGGGCGAAUGGGCGAAGGACGAGUUCGACAAGUGCAAGGAUGCGAUCGACGCACAGUACGAACGAUCGCUCAGCUCGGGCUUCUUCAUCGACAACUGUCUGCAGUACGAGGCACGGAAGGGUUUCGCCGGGGCCGAAGCGAACAACGCCGCCAACUAUCAGCUCAAGCGGGACAGCGAGACGACGCUGUGCGCCCGGAACUUGGAAACGACCGAACUGUAAAUAUAGCAGUAUCUGUGUACAUACGUUACCCUUUUCUUCCACUCCUUCUCCAUCGCGUAUCGCGUAUCAAUAAAGUAGAACGAAAUGAAAAAA
Messenger RNA from Anopheles arabiensis, 7398 nucleotides. Its product is annotated as cadherin-23. Gene Ontology annotation, molecular function: calcium ion binding. Gene Ontology annotation, cellular component: plasma membrane. The transcript has 14 exons. The record is from RefSeq and is a predicted model, not a curated record. The coding region runs from base 1615 to 7305 and encodes 1896 amino acids. Lineage: Eukaryota; Metazoa; Arthropoda; Insecta; Diptera; Culicidae. Gene Ontology annotation, biological process: homophilic cell-cell adhesion.